Messenger RNA from Camelina sativa (false flax), 907 nucleotides. Lineage: Eukaryota; Viridiplantae; Streptophyta; Magnoliopsida; Brassicales; Brassicaceae. The record is from RefSeq and is a predicted model, not a curated record.
UCUUGUUCUUUCUAAUUACUCUUGGUUUAACACUUAAACAAACUUUGGAAAGAAUCAUGGAGAGAGUUGAGAGAGUAAAGGGUAUCAAUGAGGUUUAUGCCACAAUCAAAAAGAUUGCUUCUCGCCUAAGCAUUACUGAGGAUCAAGCUACUUUUUUACUUUUGUUCUUUAAAUGGGAUGAAAAAAAAGUUGAGAAAGCUUGCGAUCCUGUUACUGGCUCAUCGACCUUUUACUUUCUCACCAAUCCUGCGUCAGAUUCGGCUAUGAACACAUCGAGCCCAAAACACAUGAUCUGGACAAUUGGGACUUGUUCUGUCCAGGUGGUCACUGCGGGAAAAUGUAUUUACAUUCUCGGAUAAAAAGCAUCAUGUCUGAGGAAGCAGUAACAAAAUACGAGGUUUCCGUGCUUGAGAGUUUUAAAAAGAGUCGGCUCGCAGACGGUCCAAUUGGGUAAAGGCUAGCACAACAUUGCUUGAUUUUUAACUGAUCAAUUAUUUGUUCAUUUUUAUACUAAAUUCAAUUUCAAAUACAAAAAGACUUGAAAAAGGGUAAAUGUUAUUACAAGCUUUAAUUAUUUUUCGAAUACACAACAGACUUGGAGAAAACAAAAAGGAGAUAUGAUUUGUGGCUGGUCUGGAAUCUGGAUGCUUUACUCGGAAGUAUUCAAGAAGGAAGUAUUCAAUAAGGAAGUACUCAUAUCUUACACGUCGGUUUAGGGCUCAUAUUCUCAUAAGAUAGAAAUUAAAUUAUAGUUAAAUAAUUUAGAACCGAGGUGUGGUUCUUUAAUUAAAAAAUAAUAUUUGACAGAAAUAAAAUUGAUUUACAUUGUAAUUGACCCCGUUUAUUACAUUAACAAUACUUUCAUCCACUACCACUAGAGUAGAGAGAAUGUAUUGGCAUUACUUAC